This is a messenger RNA of Dunckerocampus dactyliophorus (ringed pipefish), 5832 nucleotides long. RefSeq names its product zinc finger protein 774-like. Gene Ontology annotation, biological process: regulation of transcription by RNA polymerase II. The transcript is spliced from 2 exons. The coding region runs from base 30 to 1100 and encodes 356 amino acids. The record is from RefSeq and is a predicted model, not a curated record. NCBI's taxonomy places the organism in Eukaryota, Metazoa, Chordata, Actinopteri, Syngnathiformes, Syngnathidae. Gene Ontology annotation, molecular function: DNA-binding transcription factor activity; RNA polymerase II cis-regulatory region sequence-specific DNA binding.
AGUUAGAAGGAGAGAAAAUAAUAUCAAAAAUGUUGAAAGAGUUGGUGAAGGAGCGACUAAUGGUGGCAGCUGAUGAAAUAUUCGGGCUGUUUGAAAGAACGAUAGCCUCAUACGAGGAGGAACUUGAACGAACGAUAGCGUCGUACGAGGAGGAACUUGACAGGACAAUAGCGUCUUACGAGGAGGAACUUAGCCGAACAAGAGAGGAGAACGAGCGACAACGACAACAACUGGAAGCUUUCUGCAAGACUCAGAUAGGGCUACACGUUAAAGAAUCAUGUGGCCCUAGUCAAGAGGAACAUCCCCCUGAUCCGCAGGGGGUGAGCUCCACUUUGGAGCAGGAGGAUCCGCAGCCCCCCCACAUUAAAGAGGAAGAAGAGGAACUCUGGACCACUCAGGAGGAAGAGUGUCUUCUCGGGCUGGAGAAGGCCGAUCUCAGCAAGUUGCCACCGACUGGGGUCUCUGUGAAGACGGAGGACCAUGAGGACGAACCACAAGCAGACAGCCUCUUUGCUCCGCUAUCAAAUAGUGACGGCACGUCACACUCUGAUGAGGCUGAAGACAGAGAGCACACCCAAGAACCUUUGAGCAGUGAUGCAGACUGUGAAGGUGAUGCGAGGACUCAUACUGACAACAAACGCUCUGCACGCUCUAAAAAGAAGACAGCUAAAAAAUGGUUGACAUGCUCAAUUUGUGCUAAAUGCUUUCCUUAUGAGAGCCAUUUGACUCUACACAUGCGGACACACACUCGAGAAAAACCCUUUAGUUGCUCAGUUUGUGGUAAGGGAUUCUCUCAAAAGGGAAAUAUGGUAUCGCACAUGACAACGCAUACAGAAGAAAAACCUUUUAGUUGCUCAGUUUGUGGUGAAAAAUUCUCUAGAAAGUCCUAUUUGGUGUUGCACACGAGAACACACACAGGAGAAAAACCUUUUAGUUGUUCAGUUUGUGGUCAAAGAUUAUCACGAAAGUCAAAUAUUAUGUCACACAUGAGAACACAUACAGGAGAAAAACCAUUUAGUUGUUCAGUUUGUGAGAGAAGAUUCUCUCAUAAGAUCUCUGUGGUAAAACACAUGAGAACACACAAGGGAAAAAGCCUUUGAUUGCUCCGUUUGUGGUGAAAGUUAUUUUUAUAUGACAAGUUUGACAACACACACGGCGUAUAAGUAUUUUUCUCGCCAUUUUGUGCAAAAUAUGGUCAAAUCAUAGAAGUGCAACAUGAGACAGCUGACUUCGGGCAAGAGGCAGGGUACACCCUGGACUGGUCACCAGCAGGGCACAUAUAGACAAUCAUUCACACUCACACUCAUACCUAUGGACAAUUUAGAGUCACCAAUUAGUCUUACUUUUACACAAUACAUAAUAAAUAAGAUAAAUUAGAUCACUAUAAUCUACAUUUAUGGUGUAGAAAUAAGAGUACCUGGUCUUUGAUGCUCUAUGUUGGACUUCCUCUCAGCCGUCAGAAUCAGGAAAGUCAAAGAAUAAAUGACAUCUGUCUCAUGCCAAUGUAACCCAGUGUUUCAGGAUGCUAGCUGAUGUGGAAGUUUGGUGUAAAUAAAGGACGUGAUCUACAGUUUAUUAUUUGCACAGUACGUCUCUGUUAGCAACAGUCAAGGGACCUUCUGAACUCGCGCAACACGCUUUCGGCCUUCAAAAUAAGAGCACUUUGGGCUAUAUCCUGUUUACCUGUGUUAACGAAAUAAGGAUGUCAUAAAAAAAAUAGCUUACACCAACAUUCAGGCAGCAAAUAAAGUAUAACACUUUUCAAAAGUAAACAUCUUUUGUGAAAGUGUACUCCUGAAAAAAGAAACUUCAUAACAACAUUUAUAUUCAAAUUGAAUGGUUUGAUAUUUAUAUACUGGUUGAAAAGAGCCCUGUAAGAAGUUCAUAGUAAAGUUGAUGGAAGUUUAAAUUGUUAAAGUUAAUAUUAUUCAACAAUUCAUGGAGAAGUUCAAACAUUUCAUCCAAAAAGAACUUCGAUCAGCGCCGUCAUUUAAAUCAGGCAAACUUCUAUGACCCUGCCUUUUAAAAGCAUCGGAAUCGAGAAUCAUUAGGAACCGGAGUCGGAAGUGGAACCGGAAUCGUUAAAAUUUAAACGAUGGCCAACUCGUGGGCUAAGAGAGUGAAUCCUCUGUUUUGUCGGGUCUGAUUCAGCUCGGACAGGAAGAGGAAAGGAGAGGACUUGAGGCACGGACCACAUCUGUUGCUUUUCCCACAUUUACACAAAUGCAGUAACAGUUGCACAACUAGUGCGAUGUUACCUGGUUUCCUUUUUUUAAAUUUAGCUAGCUGUAACAAGUGUCAGUAAGUGAACGAGUACCCGUGAGGCCCGAUUCAGGAAAAUUCACAAGUUUUGAAUGAUUUCUUCAUGACUCACACAUCUGUAGUCACGGCAGCGAGUCGACCAGAGACCAGAACACAUGUGGAGUCUAUAAAACAGUUGACUGGGAGUCAUGUUAAUGGAAAUGUAGGGUGCAGCCACGUGACAUCGUCGUACAUCAAUGAGAGGACUAUGCAAAAUACACGUGGUAAAUAAACGUAUGUGUGUACAUUUUCAUCUAUCCCUGAAUGAGCAGUGUGGACGUCUUGAUGCGCUACGAACCUGUGACAAGCUUGUGAUGUCACCGAAGACUUUAUGAUGCACAAAGACAGUUAAAUAACUGCUUUUGGUGCAUGUGGUUGUUGUACCAAAAGGUUUUUUUUUUUUUUGCAAGGAACAAGCAGCAUGGAAAAUUCAAAUGCUUCCAGCUUAGACACCUACGUCAUGUCUUACAUUGACAAGCUUGUGACCGAUGUCACCAAAGACCUCAAUGCCAACAAAGUUCGCCUCCUGUCUUGUCGCCCGGAGGAAAGAGCCCACAUCAAAUGCAAAAUCAAAAGCCAGUUUGCUGUCCUGGAAUAUCUUCAGGGGAACCGAACGAAAAACAGCAAAAUUCAGCUGUGGAUUGAGAUUCACACGCUGAAGACGAAGAUAAAGAUGUCUGAAAACCAAGAGAAGCACAAUGCUGACAAGUUGUGUGCCAACUGGAAGGUAAUUGAUGACCUGAGGAUGCAGCUUCGCCAGAGUCAGAGGAAAGAGAGAGAAAACGCAGCGGUCACAGAGAGGACCAUUCAGGAGCUCAGCUGCCAGCUGAGAGAGCAACUUCUGAACGUUCAGCAGAUGAAGGAGCAGCUUGUCAAAUAUGUCUCCAUCAUUCCUUCCAUCCAGCACCAGGAUGAGAACAUGACUGCAACAGAGAUGGAGGACAAGCUCCAAGCUGUGAAAGCAGCUUUACUCAGGAUGCAGGAUGCACACGUGGCCAAAAAAAGCGUUCCUUUCAAGACAGACAGUGACCCGACACUCAAGCAAAGCCUGUCAGAACCAGAUGGACACCAAAGUAUUCAGGAACCUGCUUCAGAGGUCUGCCAGAAAGGGGCCAGUUCAGCACAAGGGACCAGCAAGAAGAAGAACUGGUGUCAUCAGCUCUUCCCUUGCUUUGCUCGACUUUAUAUGAACAGGAAUUAGCCUUGUAAAUACAGUCAAACUUGUCUAUAGCGGCCACUAGAGGGAGUCUGCAAAAGUGACCGCUAUAGACAGGUGGCCUCUAUAGACAGGUUGGCGUCCAGUUUGAAUGUUGACCAGUAGAGGGAAAAAAAGAAGAAAAAAAAAGGGAAAAAAUAAUAAUAAUGUUGACCAGUAGAGGGCACUGCGGACUGCGGCUAAAAGUUGUACAGCACUACUAGGCUUGUUAUUAUCAUGGUUCAUGGUUUUAAUCCUGAACAUGCAUGAGUCAAACAGUAGCACAUCACAUAGUACAAUUCACAAUUUUGCAUGUCCAAAAAGGAGUAGGAAGAAGCAAAGCUUAUUUAAUCCUACCCCUCAUCAGUUUCACAUCAGUUGCAAUACAUUUAUUCACCUCUUGUUCUUCCAAGUGUACUUUGUAGGUCUACAUGACAAUGUAGUGCAAUCAUAGCCAAGGUUUUUACUUACUAAAAGGAAGCUAGAGGCUUAAUAAUAACUGAUAGAAUAUGCGUCCCGAGCAGGAGAGCUAAGCAGGGGAGCUAAGCUCAGUGCUAGCUGUGAGUUUCGAGAGAGUUGGGAAGUGUGUUUAUGUUAGCGUGGAUGUAAAGUCCUGCAUUACAAUAUUGACACAUUGUCAGACACCAGGAAAUAAACGGUGUCAUUUCUUACAGGCAUUGGCUGGACAGCUAUGUAGUGGGGCUUGUUUAACCUUUGCCUUGUGGGCAAGCAGGAAGGAGAGACGAUGCUGAGAGAUGUGUGUGUGUUCUGAGCUGCUGUCUGGUGGCCGCGUUCAAUAAAUAAAGUUGGCAGAAGCAACAGGAGAAGUUUCCUUCUUUGCUUCGGAGCUGAAUAACACUGACAAGUUAACAGACUAGUAGCGAACGGAAAAGAAGACGGCUUUUUUUGUGUCGAAUACAGAAGAUGAGGACUCAGUUUUCCCGCUGCCGCAUGCAUGCUGGCGUAUGUUUUUUUUUUAUUGUAGCGUCGCUGGGAGCACGUCCUGUUCCCAGCCUACUUUGCGGUAAUGUUUUGGUGCAAAUGCUCUUAAAGUUACAUGUUUGACCAGGAAAUAGCAAGCUCAAAAGAAGACGGCUUUUUUAUGUGGAACAACUGACAGUUUGUGUGGAUCUUGUAAAUGAUUGUGACUGAGCUCGGACUCAGUAAUUAAAGUCUCCACACGACGCCUUCAUUGAUUGAAAAACAAAACUUUUUCGUGCAUGAAGCUUCUACUUGAGUCGGUAAUUUGGCCGCUAUAUGCGGUUAGAUAUUGACCAAGGGAGACAAAAUGGGUGGCCGCUGGCUGUGUUAGACAGGUGACUGCUAUACAUAGGGUCUAUAACAUGUAAAUUUGCUGUGGGGGAUUUUUCAGUGGCUGCUAUAGGCAGGUGGCCGUUCUAUAAAGGUGGCCGCUAAGACAGGUUUGACUGUAUUCAGAUUCUAGGAUAUAAUCUAUUGGACUAUGAAUUAGUCUUGCAAACUACAGUGCCUUUAUAUUUGUAUUCAUUAAAUAUGUUUUAAAAUGAAAACUAUAUAGAUGUAUGGUUUUAUACUUUGGUAUUUGUAAAUUUAAAAAAUUGGACAAAUACCUAUAAUGGCCAUUCUCCGCUUAUCCGGGUCCGGGUCGCGGGGUUAGCAGUCUCAGUAGGGAAACCCAGACUACCCAGUCUCCAGGCGCCUCUUCCAGUUCCACCGGGUGGACACCAAGGGCGUUCCCAGGCCAGCUGUGAGACAUAAUCCCUCCAGUCCAGCGUGUCGUAGUUUGCCCCGGGGCCUCCUACCGGCUGGGCAUGCUCCUCCCUCGGGAGGCCUCCAUGAGGCUCGUCUUGAUGUGAAGAAGCAGCGGCUCUACUCUGAGCCCCUCCCAGAUGACCGGCUCCUCACCUUAUCUCUUAGAGUGAGUCCAGCUACCUAUAAGGAAACUCAUUUCAGCUGCGAUCUCAUUCUUUUGGUCAGCUCAGUAGUACCCUUGCAAGGGUGUAGAGCUGGUCCAAUGUUGCCACCCGGACCAAAACCACUUUGCACUUCCUGUAGCCGAGGUUCCACUCACGGCCGUACCCUUCUCUCCAACACUCUGUAAUAGACUUUUGCAGGGAAGCUGAGGAGCGUCAUUCCUCCUAUAGUUGGACCACACCAUCUGGUCACCCUUCUUGAAAAAGUUGUUUUCUAACCAUGCAUGUUAAAAUAAAGUAACGCUUGUUCUGUUUCAGUUUAUGAAGAAAAUAUCACAUUUUGGUAUAUUUCAUGGAAGCAGGGUACUGUUGUACUGUAACAUUUACAUUCAAAAUGCUCUCUUUCCUUUUUUGGGGGAUAAAUGCUUGAUUUGCACUCAUCAC